Nomia melanderi (Alkali bee) is the source of this 3244-nucleotide messenger RNA. Its product is annotated as elongation factor Tu-like. Gene Ontology annotation, cellular component: mitochondrion. Gene Ontology annotation, molecular function: translation elongation factor activity; GTPase activity; GTP binding. Lineage: Eukaryota; Metazoa; Arthropoda; Insecta; Hymenoptera; Halictidae. The record is from RefSeq and is a predicted model, not a curated record. Gene Ontology annotation, biological process: mitochondrial translational elongation.
UUGAAUCUAUAGCUGUGAAAAAAAUAAUUCAUUUGUGCAAAACAUAAUUAAAAUAGAAUUAUUUUAUAAUUUGUCAAAUAUGUUAGCGUUUUAUAAAUUGUAAAAUUAAAUGUCUGUUGUAGCUGCCAUCCCUUUCAUUUGUAGAUUUUUUUUCAAUUGUGGUCACCCUGUUCCUAGUAAUGAAUUGGCUACUAUUUAACCACGGUUAGUUUAGAACUUCGUUGUUGAUGAAAUGUUUGAUACGGCUUCGUAUUUAAAUUUCGAAAAUUGAGUUCAAAAGGAGUACGAAUUUUUACAUAAUAUAUUAUGUAAAUAUGAUGUUUAUAAUAUAAAACUUUGUAUUUGAUAUUAAAGUAUACAGUGUACAUUAAAUAAAAAGCUAUGGUGAAUAUUAACAUGAAUACUGUGUUUUAUAAAUUAUUGAAAUCUCGACAAAUCAUCACUUAUUUGCAUCAAAAGCAUAAUUUAUUACAACACAUAUUGUACAGGUGUUACAUACCAAAAUUUAAACAAGAUUCACUGCAUUUUUGUUCUAACGAAAAACAUUCGUUAGAACCUGUAAUAAAAGAGACUUGCAAUGUAGGCACAAUAGGGCAUGUAGAUCACGGUAAAACAACUUUAACAGCUGCUAUAACAAAAUAUUUGUCAGAAAUUAAUAAAACUUGUAAAUAUGUAUCAUACAAUGAGAUUGAUAAAGCGCCCGAGGAAAAACGAAGAGGCAUUACUAUAAAUAUAGCUCAUGUUGGAUAUGCUACUAACAAGAGAGAAUAUGCCCAUACAGAUUGUCCAGGUCAUGCUGAUUUUAUUAAAAAUAUGAUUAGUGGAGCGUCGCAAAUGGAUGGUGCAAUUUUAGUAGUUGCUGCCGAUGAUGGCCCUAUGCCACAAACCAAGGAACAUUUAUUAUUAAUUAGUCAACUUGAAAUUAAACAUCUUAUUGUAUACAUAAAUAAGGUAGAUAUAGUAGACAAAGACAUCAUUGAACUUGCAGAAAUGGAAACUAGAGAAUUGUUGGAUAAAUAUGGAUUUAACGGGAUUAAUACUCCAUUUGUCUGUGGUUCAGCUUUGCUUGCUUUGAACGGAGAUAAAUCAGAAAUUGGAGUUCCUUCUGUGCAGUUGCUGUUGAAUGCUUUAGAUAAUCAUAUUCCAACCACAUCGAGAGAUUAUGCAGCUCCUUUUGUGCUACCAAUCGACGAUGUGUUUUCUGUACCAGGUAGAGGUACAGUUGUGGUAGGGACAUUAACACAGGGCUCAAUUGCAAAAAGUGCAGAAGCACAUAUGGUGGGCUUCGAUGUAAAACUUGACACUCAUAUCUCAGACAUUCAGGUUUUUAAGAAGAGUGUGCCAAAAGCAUAUGCUGGUCAAAAUAUUGGUGUUUUAUUGAGAGGUAUUAAGUUAGGUUCUGUACGUAGAGGAAUGGUAGUAUGCCAAAAGAAUAGUGUAACUCCUACUAAUCACUUUGAAGCGCAAUUCUAUUUAUUAGAUAAAAGUGAAGGUGGACGUCAAAAACCAAUAGCGGUAAAUGGAUUUUCUACACUAAUAUUCUGUUCAACAUGGAACGUGUAUUGUCGUUUUGAUUUCUUACUACCACCAGGAGUUGAUAUGUUAAUGCCAGGAGAAUUUGCAACCGCCAAGUUAACACUUCUUUAUCGCAUGCCAAUAGCAGAAGGCAAAGUCUUUACUGUCCGAGAACAUAAUCUAAUAAUCGGCACAGGAAAAAUUACAAAAGUGCAUAAGCCAAUAACUUUUGAGAAAGACAAACUACAUAUGAUCAAAGUUUGAAUAUAUAAUUUUUACAUUUUAAUAGACAAUUGAAAUUUUUCAUUUGCAUUAUACUCAGCUCUUUUCCUUCAAGACUUUCGUCUUGAAUUGAGCAUUUGAGGAUGCAUUAUGACAAGGAAAAUAAAGCAACAGAAAGUUGAAAAAAUUCUAGAACUUUAUUACUCGUUUCUUUCGAUACACUUCUCCCGCUUCUGCUAUAAAUGAAAUUUUCUUUGGGAAAAGCAACCAUUCGUAAUAACCAAUUAUGAUAUUUUAUAACGAUCAACAUGUAAUGAGAGUAAACAUUCAUGUAGGACUAUCGUAUUUAGCGUUCGGAUGUGGAAUUCUUUCUUUGUAAUAAUAUUUAUAAUGUGCAAGUGUUAUACAUUAAAAACUAUUACAAUAAUGAAUAUCAUUUGCACAUGACUCUUGCACAGCAGAGAAAUAUUAUUUAUUUAUACUGACAAGUUACUCCGAAAAAGAUGCAAGGAAGUCAGUAACGACCUUUUUCAAUUUCGCAUCAGAGGCUUCGCUAAUAGUAUUUUCCUUAGCGAUUGUAUUUAAGAGGUCUCGUUGGCUGGCCCUGAAACAUUCGAAUGUUCAAUUAACAUCAUAUGUAAAUUCAUUCCUAAUGUAAAGGUAAAUUCAACAAUUGCUUCGAGAAGGUUACCUGAUGUGGGCAAGGAAUUCUUUUUCAAAGGCAGUGAUUUUUGUAGGUUCCAUCUUGUCAAGGUAUCCACGGACACCACAGUAAAUAACAGCUACUUGUUCUUCGAUAGCCAUAGGUACUGAGAAAAACAUUACAGUCAGUUAUGUAUACAUGUUAUCCUGUGUUUUAUUAAUAUUUUUCUUAAUUUCAUUAUGCAUAUGAAAUCUUUUACCGUAUUGUCCUUGUUUCAAAAGUUCUGUUAAUCUAACACCUCUGUUCAAAAGUUGUUGGGUUGCGGCAUCCAAGUCAGACCCGAAUUGUGCGAAAGCUGCUACUUCACGGUAUUGAGCCAACUCCAAUUUCAUGGAACCAGCAACCUAUAAAACAAAAUAUAAUUAACAAAAAAAACACACAGUAUUUUCGAAUACUUGGGAAUGUAUAAAUUAGACAGUUACCUGUUUCAUGGCUUUCGUCUGAGCGGCAGAUCCGACCCGCGAUACGGACAAACCUACGUUAAUGGCUGGGCGAAUACCUUUGUAGAACAAUUCAGUUUCCAAGAAAAUCUGACCAUCAGUGAUGGAGAUGACAUUCGUAGGGAUAUAAGCGGACACAUCACCGGCCUGAGUCUCGAUAACUGGUAGAGCAGUCAACGAACCACCUCCCAGACUCUCGUUCAUUUUAGCUGCUCUUUCGAGAAGACGGGAAUGAAGGUAAAAUACAUCACCAGGGUAGGCCUCACGACCUGGUGGUCGUCUCAACAGCAGAGACAUUUGUCGAUAUGCAACGGCUUGUUUCGACAAAUCGUCGUAUAUGAUCAAAGCGUGCUUCCCAUUAUCU